Messenger RNA from Hypoxylon fragiforme, 1623 nucleotides. RefSeq lists its product as uncharacterized. The record is from RefSeq and is a predicted model, not a curated record. Bases 1 to 1623 code for a protein of 540 amino acids. Gene Ontology annotation, cellular component: nucleus. Gene Ontology annotation, biological process: regulation of transcription by RNA polymerase II. NCBI's taxonomy places the organism in Eukaryota, Fungi, Ascomycota, Sordariomycetes, Xylariales, Hypoxylaceae. The transcript has 2 exons.
AUGCCAAUGAGCGAAAGCAUGACGACCGUCGGUUCAACCUUCACUCACGACCCUUCAGCUAGCGACGUAUAUGAUCCGGAUGACGUGUUUCCUCAGAACAGUCCCUUGAUGAAACCUCACCGCCCCAAGCUUGAGCCAUCACCGUCCCCGCCGGCUAUACCUCUCCCUAAAGUCAGUCUUUCUCCUAGAUCCGGUCGGAAGUCUUCUAAUCGUCGACAAAAGAUUCGUCCGAGCCUCGGUGAUGCUGUUUUGAUCCACUAUCUCGACGGUGGAAAACGUCCCGAUAUAGUCGCCGAGGCGUGGUCGCGACCUCUCGCUCAAUACGACGACGACGACGACGACGACGAUCAUAGUAAAGGGGAUACAGAAGAAUCCGCCGAUGGGUCGGGAGAUGAGGAGGACAGCAGGAGUCACGAUAUGUCCCCUCUUCCUGCACGGCACCACACCUCACGUCCUACCGAUGCAUCGGGAUCGGGGUCCGUAGACUUGCGGUCUCUCGCGACAAAUGCCGUGGACAUGCUUGCUGCAGUCAAAGCGGCUACGAAGAGUGUCGAUUCGGACGAUUCGCAACACCCCGACGAUGAACCUAGCGGUGCGCAAAAGACGAAGUUGGCGCAGGGGUUUCGAAAAGAUGACGCACCAGAUGAUAGUGCCAUGAAAGAUACUAAUAGACCUGUUCUUGCUGCGCCAAUAUCCCCGUAUUCCUCGCAGGCAUCGCAGGAGAUAUAUUCACCCAUGCAAUAUGCACCAGGUCAGGUUCUGAUGCAUCCUAACAAUGUUCGAUCACCUCCCGGUUUAAGUCCUCCGUCUGGCCAUGGUGAAUUACCUCCGAUCCAAGAAGUAUCCCCGAAAUCCGAUUCAACUAGCCACGACCCAUUACCAUCUAUCAGAUCUCAACUUCUGGAUCAGCUCACAGGCCCACCAAAGGAGUUAUCCAUACGACAUGCUCAAUUCCCUCAUUCUCCUCCAAGUGGUCCGCCACGUAUGGGUGGGAUAUCCGGAAGCCAUGCCUCACCUCCUCCGAUGUCACCGAACGAGGCAUAUCGGCAAGGCAUACCCUCUCCUGUCCACACGUUGCCUGCCAUGAGUCCUUAUUACUAUUCAAGCAGCAGUAGUGCGAGCCAUCACCGGACUGGACUGGACUACAGCAGCGGUAGUAACGCAGACACGCCGAAUGCCGAUGGUUCAACCCCUGCCACGUCAAUAACGGAGCGGAUGAGUAUUGACAACAUGACAAACCCAGUUGGCGCAUUCAUUUGCACGGUACAAGGCUGCAUGGCACCCCCGUUUCAGACGCAGUAUUUGCUAAACUCGCAUGCGAACGUGCAUUCUUCCGCCAGGCCACAUUACUGUUCUGUAAAAGGCUGUCCGCGGAGCGAAGGUGGGAAGGGCUUCAAGCGAAAAAACGAGAUGAUCCGACAUGGACUUGUGCACGAUUCGCCUGGUUACGUGUGCCCCUUCUGUCCAGAUCGGGAGCACAAGUAUCCCAGGCCGGAUAAUCUACAAAGACACGUUCGAGUCCAUCAUACCGACAAAGACAAGGAGGAUCCAGCCCUACGUGACGUGCUUUCCCAACGUCCAGAUGGCCCAAACCGGGGACGGAGACGUCGCCUUGUUCCAUAG